GGGUUUUUUUUGUGGUGGCGAUUAAAAGUGUGGAACCCGUUUUUCGCCCUCCGUGUCAACGAGUUUAUUGUGGGGCUUCGCUAAAUGUUAGCAUCCGUCGUUAGCUUCAAUGAAAACUGUUAGUCCUGCUACUACUACUAUAACUACUUCAGGAACGCCGCGUCGACCAAGGAAAAAAAAAACCCGAAUGUUUGACUACUACAGAGGUAGCCAAGAUACCAUUUGGAGGAAUGUUUAAAUCGAGUUGUACUUAUUUCUCAUUUUUACGACACAAUGAAAGUGGUCGCUGGGCUACGAGCAUUGGUGGCCAUCUGUCCGGCACUUCGCAGGUCCUGAAUGCGGCUCGGCCCCAUUUAGCGACAGUCACUUCCGUAUGUCUACAUUUCCUUACGCGAUAUUGCGCAAAAAUGCAAAUAAUCAAGACUGCCUAGCAAUUUGCAUAACGUGUGUGUAGAGGUUGGAGAUUAAACGGCCUCAAGUGUUGAGCCGGUGCGGUGAAGAUGGCGGGGGCUUAUGAAUGGAAGACGACACGUGAGCGUGAUUAUAAAAAAGCCUCGGUCCAUAGUUUCCCUUUCCACCGUCCACACGCAAAGCCGUCGGUUUAGUUGAACGCCCCGAGUCGACUAGGGUGGGAUUGUGAGCUUUAUAUAUGUAUAUACGCACUUAAAAAGCCGGUUUGUGCGGCGCCUUGAAGCGAAAAUGGCCACCCUGCGGCACUGUGCGUGUCUUCGGGACUGUCUAAAACGCAGGCAGUUAAAAAAAAAAAGCUUAAUGUGGCAUAAACGACGGCCAAACGUAAUCUAACGUGUACACAUGUACAUCUCCGCUAAAUGGCCAUGAAAUCCUAAAUAUGUGGGCGGUUGCUUUGAUAUUUACAAAGGUGAACGUGGGGAGAGAUGCACAUGCACAUGUGAAAUUUUGGUGGCGAGCGGAAGUAGUUUUUUAACAUUUAGACAUCUUGAGCUUUUAUACACGCACACGAAGCGUUUUAGACUGCUCCGUGUCUUCCCACAUACAGUAGAGUAAGACGUUUACCGCGUCAGGUUAUUCCACACUGCGUUUUAGAAGUCGUCUUAUGUUUUCGCCUGCCUGGAGUUGAUUAAAACCCUUGUGUGCAGUAUUUUCCCACCCAUAAGUGAGCACAUAUUUGAAAAAACGUUACCACACACACACACGCACACACAAAAACUAAUGAGUUCCUCUCAGUCCACCCACAAAGGUAUUUCGGGGGAGUUUAUUUGAACACAAAGCUAUUUAUUCAGGUGUUUGAAUUACAAGAGAUGGAUACGGGUUAAUUGUACGUUCUAUCAUCUAGUGGAAGAGUAUUUAAUUGUUCUGCCUGUCACUAUACAUCAAUUGCAUCAAUAGAUGAACGAUAACAACAAUGGCGUAUGUGUCGCAAAUGCUUUCGGCCAAUUAAGGGUCAUUUCCGAUGUUAUACCCCAUCUCUCAUUGGGACACUAGUUGGGAAUUGCGGAUCUAAAGCAAAUUUCUCUCUGUUCUUUCAGGAUGUUCCCUGCUCAUCUGCUACUCUUACAGUUUCACAAUGGCCACCUCGUCACACCGCGCACUAGCUCAGACCCAAAGAAACUGCUGCCUGUUUAGUAUAAUUAUAGGAUAGCAAUAAGCCCCAUAAAUAGGCACUCUAUACCUCUCCUUUCUUGCCUGCCCCAGUAAAACUGGUGGACCUUCAAGAAAAAUAUUUAUUUCUUCAUACCUCUAAUAAUUACUGUUUACAUAUUAGAGCAUUUAAAAAAUGGUUUCGACAACGGCAACCGUGACUGCGUUGGUGGUAGCCACUACGGUAGCGACACGUGGCCCCCUGACGGGUUACCUAUGGUUGCUGAUCAUCGGCUUCAUCAUCGCUUUCAUCUUGGCCUUCUCUGUGGGCGCCAAUGACGUCGCCAACUCAUUUGGCACCGCGGUGGGCUCUGGCGUGGUCACCCUAAAACAAGCUUGCAUCCUGGCCACCAUCUUUGAGACGCUGGGCUCGGUGCUCCUCGGCGCCAAAGUCAGCGAAACCAUCCGCAAGGGCAUCAUCGACGUGGGCAUGUACAACGGUUCCGAGCAGGUGUUGAUGGCCGGAUCCAUCAGUGCCAUGUUUGGUUCUGCCGUGUGGCAGCUGGCUGCUUCAUUCCUCAAGCUGCCCAUCUCCGGAACACACUGCAUCGUCGGCGCUACCAUCGGCUUCUCGUUAGUAGCCCGAGGCCAGCAGGGAGUCAGGUGGCUGCAGCUUCUCCGUAUCGUUGCGUCUUGGUUUCUGAGCCCCCUUCUGUCCGGUAUAACGUCUGCUCUGGUUUUCUACUUUGUGCGCAUGUUCAUCUUGCACAAGAAAGACCCGGUGCCGAAUGGGUUGAAGGCCCUGCCUGUGUUUUACGCCAUAACCAUGGGAAUCAACCUGUUCUCCAUCAUGUUCACUGGGGCUACGAUGCUGGGGUUCGACAAGCUCCCCUGGUGGGGCAUGCUGCUCAUCUCGCUGGGCUGCGCGCUGCUGACGGCCGUGGCGGUGUGGUUCCUCGUGUGCCCGCGCCUGAAGAAGAAGAUUGAGCGCGAUCUCAAGUCUUCCAGCCCCUCGGAGAGCCCCCUCAUGCGGAAGAGCGAGCUGAGGGAGCCCCACUGUCCCAUCCUCAAACACACCGACAAGGAGGCACCGCCGCCGGCCGCCGAUCAAAGCCCCGUGGCCCCGCCCCCUACCGAGGAGCGCCGCGUGGCGUUCGACAUCGGCGACGGUGACGAGGGCGACGCCGUCAAAGAGCGCAAGGUGGCCUUUGACGUGGGGGAGUCGGACGAAACUGAGACGGAGUGUAACAAUGCAAAUGGUGUCCCCAAGCAGCACAGCAACGGUUCUGCCACCGGACCGCAUCAGGUCCAGUUCAACAACCGGCCGGCGCAGGCCCCGAGCAACGGCUACAGUCAGUACCACACGGUCCACAAGGACUCGGGCCUGUACAAAGACCUGCUGCACAAGCUCCACCUGGCCAAGGUGGGCGACUGCAUGGGCGAGAGCGGCGACCGGCCCAUCCGCCGCAACAACAGCUACACGUCCUACACCAUGGCCAUCAUCGGCAUGCACGCCGACUUCAAGCACAAGGACGGCGACGGCCAGGAUGGGGAAAAGGCCCCCGGGCAGGGCCAGGACAGGAAGCGCAUCCGCAUGGACAGCUACACCAGCUACUGCAACGCCGUGGCCGAGCACGCCGCGCCCGAAGGCCUCGGUGAGGACGACGUGGCACUGGAGAUGGGCAAGGAGGACGCGGGCAGCACCCAGAGCUCCCUGGACGAGGACGGACUGGAUGCCGACAAACCCGAAGUGUCCACGCUCUUUCAGUUCCUCCAAAUUCUCACCGCCUGCUUCGGUUCCUUCGCGCACGGAGGGAACGACGUCAGCAACGCUAUCGGACCGUUGGUGGCGCUUUGGCUGGUUUACAUCACCGGCGACGUGAUGUCCACUCAAGACACGCCCAAGUGGCUGCUGCUCUACGGAGGUCUGGGCAUCUGCAUUGGCCUGUGGGUCUGGGGCCGCAGAGUGAUCCAGACUAUGGGCCGGGACCUCACUCCCAUCACCCCAUCAAGCGGUUUCACCAUCGAGUUGGCCUCGGCUCUGACCGUGGUGGUGGCGUCCAACAUCGGCCUGCCCGUCUCCACCACCCACUGCAAGGUGGGCUCUGUGGUCGCCGUGGGCUGGCUGCGCUCCAGGAAGGCGGUGGACUGGCGUCUCUUUCGCAACAUUUUCAUGGCCUGGUUCGUCACCGUGCCCAUCUCGGGCCUGAUCAGCGCCGCAAUCAUGGCCAUCUUCAUCUACGCCUUCAACGGGACCCUGUGAGCAUUCGGUCCCCUGCCGGGAAGAAGAGGAAAAAAAGACGACGACCGCUCCGGCGCCCACCGAGAGGGGAGCGGAAGUAUACGAGGUUCAUAUAUCGAUCGCUUACCUCAAGCCAACAGAAAAGGAUGGAAAAAAAAAACCAACUGUGUUUAACGGGACUUGUGGUAGAGGCCUUUUGGUUCAUGGCUGCAUCAUGUAACAGCCCAUAAUGUGUUGCUUGAUUCCAGCUAAGCCUCCCAUUGAGAGGAAACUCUAGCAUUUUUGUUCUCACCCGCUUUUUCAUAUCUUAUUCUGUCAGAGGCAACAACUCGAUUUUCUCAUACUUUUUUUUUUGUACUUUGCAGUUCUGUAAAUACAACGGUGCCGUUUUAACUGUUUAAAAAAAGGUUAGGAAAAGAACAAUGAAAAUGCAGUAUUAGACUUGCAGAUGUAAGUUUUCGGUUUCAACAAUGAGCUGGAGGUUGGCAUCGCCGCAAAUGCAGAGAAGCGCGUCAGUGUUGCGCGAGCGCGAUUCUAUCCAACUUAUUUUUGAUCAGGCUUCAGGCAUACUUGGGAAAGUGAGACUGAUGUAACUAUUAAAAAUCCCAGUUGAGGGGCUGCUAAUCAUCGAGAAACAUUUGAUUCAUCAUAUCGGUAACGAUAGACCACAGCGAAAAGCAAAUCAUGCAUUAAGCCGCGAGGGUGUCCACUUAAAACACUUUGAACGACACUCUUCCCUUUUCAUUUACGCUCAAAACCGAGGAAGGUCAAGUACGUAAAUAAAAUGUUGAAACAUAUGAAGCAACCUAACAAUUUCCGCUUUGUGUUCUAGGCGACAAAGCAAACGGUUUGUGUGACUUGGACCGUUUUUCUUGCGCGUGUGACCAUGUUCAAUGUUAACAAUAUGCCGCGAGCCAAUCAAAAGCGAGGUGCGGAAACUAAUUGGGUCACUUUGCUGAAUAAACGCGCUUUGGGAAACAUCCGUGCAGCUAUUGAAACACUGAACAAUAUCGUUACUUGAAUUGGAUGUCAAAGAAGAAUGUAAGUUUUAGCUUGAUGAGAUCAAUCUUGUGUUACAUUUACUCGCGGGUGUCCAACUGCUGGUUUAAUCCUCCCCCACCCACUUUCUCUACCGCAAUCGAAUAACGUGUGGUGGAUUUGAGGACAGAUGUGUUGCAUUCCACUGGUAAUUUGCGUUUUGAUCAUUCUGCCCGCUAAACACCUGUACAUGCUCUAGUUGCCUUAAAGUGUUUCAUUUGCUCUUUAGGUACCAAAGAUUUUUUUUUCCUUUUUUUUUUUUUUAAAUACAUAUGAACACACUGAGCCACAAUACGGAUGGAAAAAAAAUCUAAUUGAAGAAGCAAUGAUGUGUCUAAGUUGUUCAAUAAAAGCUGAGUUCGAACUGUG
Molecule: messenger RNA, 5209 nt
Organism: Hippocampus zosterae (dwarf seahorse)
Lineage: Eukaryota; Metazoa; Chordata; Actinopteri; Syngnathiformes; Syngnathidae
Gene: slc20a1b
Product: solute carrier family 20 member 1b
Exons: 10
Coding region: 1757-3823 (688 amino acids)
Biological process (GO): phosphate ion transmembrane transport
Cellular component (GO): membrane
Molecular function (GO): phosphate transmembrane transporter activity
Source: RefSeq, a predicted model, not a curated record